AUGUGUUAUUACCUUGGUUACACAGAACCGCCCCUAGAAUGUGACUGCGUGGUGUCCAGAACCAGGGGUUCAGGACAUGAACAGACCUCAGGUGAGCUGAAGCAGGACAUGGGUGUGCCUGGGAACCUGGAAUCCAAGGGUGGGAGUGCCACCGAUGAAGGAAUAAAGAGGCUGCGGAUCCCCGGCUCUUAUUAUCGAAGUGAGUGGGUGGGACUGGAGUCCUUGCUGCUUCUGUGGCUGCUGCUAGUGUCAGGGUUUUCCACCGACACUGUCAAUUUUCACACCUAUGAGGAAGAAGCCCCUGGCACCGUCAUCGGUGUUUUGUCCGACCACCUCUCGUUUAACUCCCUGCGCGAGGUGCCAAGACAGUUUGGCCUGAUGAAGCAGUUCAACAGCUCUCUGCUCCGGGUGCGCGAAGGCGACGGGCAGCUGACCGUCGGGGACGCGGGCCUGGACCGCGAGCGGCUGUGCGGCCAAGCCCCGCAGUGCGUGCUGGCCUUCGACGUGGUCAGCUUCUCGCAGGAGCAGUUCCGGCUGGUGCACGUGGAGGUGGAGGUGAGGGACGUCAACGACCACGCGCCGCGCUUUCCCCGCGCCCAGAUCCCGGUGGAGGUGUCCGAGGGUGCGGCCGUGGGCACGCGCAUCCCGCUGGAGGUGCCGGUGGACGAGGACGUCGGCGCCAACGGGCUGCAGAGCGUGCGCCUGGCCGAGCCGCACAGCCCCUUCCGCGUGGAGCUGCAGACCCGCGCGGACGGUGCCCAGUGUGCGGACCUGGUGCUCCUACAGGAGCUGGACCGCGAGAGCCAGGCCGCCUACAGCCUGGAGUUGGUGGCCCAGGACGGUGGCCGCCCGCCGCGCUCUGCCACGGCCGCCCUCAGCGUGCGCGUGCUGGACGCCAAUGACCACAGCCCGGCCUUCCCGCAGGGCGCCGUGGCCGAGGUGGAGCUGGCGGAGGACGCGCCCGUGGGCUCGCUGCUGCUCGACCUGGACGCGGCCGACCCCGACGAGGGUCCCAACGCCGACGUGGUAUUCGCUUUUGGCACCCGCACCCCGCCCGAGGCGCGCCGCCUCUUCCGGCUCGACCCGCGCUCGGGCCGCCUCACCCUGGCCGGGCCCGUGGACUACGAGCGCCAGGACACCUACGAACUGGAUGUCCGGGCGCAGGACCGCGGCCCCGGGCCUCGCACCGCCACCUGCAAGGUCAUCGUGCGCGUCCGCGACGUCAAUGACAAUGCGCCCGACAUCGCCAUCACCCCGCUGGCCGCCCCGGGCGUGCCGGCCGCCUCGCCCUUCGCCGCCGCCGCCGCCGUGCUCGGGGGGACGGACGCGACCUCGUCGGCCGGGCCCGGGACGCCGGAGGCCGGCGCCACCUCGCUGGUGCCGGAGGGGGCGGCGCCCGAGAGCCUGGUGGCGUUGGUCAGCACCUCGGACAGGGACUCGGGCGCCAACGGGCAGGUGCGCUGCGCCCUCUACGGGCACGAGCACUUCCGGCUGCAGCCGGCCUACGCCGGCAGCUACCUGGUAGUGACCGCGGCGUCACUGGACCGCGAGCGCAUCUCCGAGUACAACCUGACCCUGGUGGCCGAGGACCGCGGCGCCCCCCCGCUGCGCACCGUGCGGCCCUACACCGUGCGCGUGGGCGACGAGAACGACAACGCGCCGCUCUUCACGUGGCCGGUCUACGACGUGUCGGUGCGCGAGAACAACCCGCCCGGCGCCUACCUGGCCACGGUGGCCGCCCGGGACCCGGACCUGCGCCGCAACGGCCAGGUCACUUACCGGCUGCUGGAGGCCGAGGUGGGCCGCGCUGGGGGCGCCGUGUCCACCUACGUCUCGGUGGACCCGGGCACCGGAGAGCUGCACGCUCGACGAUGCUUUGACCGCGAGGAGCUGGACGAGAUGCAGCUGGGGCUGGAGGCGCUCGACGGCGGAUCUCCGCCGCUACGGGGCCGGACCAUAGCGCGGCUACAGGUGGAAGAGCAGAACGGCCACGCGCGCCUGGUGGCCCCGCUACUCUCCAAUGGUUCAGCUCGGCUGCCUCUGCUGCAGGGCGCGCUCAUGGGCUACCUGUUGACCCGACUGCAGGCAGAAGACGAGGACGAAGGCUCUAACGCUCCUCCGCAGCGACGGCGGCCAAGGGGCGCUAGCGCUGCACCCGGCUCCUGGUGA
Messenger RNA from Cynocephalus volans (Philippine flying lemur), 2169 nucleotides. RefSeq names its product protocadherin-8-like. Gene Ontology annotation, molecular function: calcium ion binding. NCBI's taxonomy places the organism in Eukaryota, Metazoa, Chordata, Mammalia, Dermoptera, Cynocephalidae. The record is from RefSeq and is a predicted model, not a curated record. Gene Ontology annotation, cellular component: plasma membrane. Gene Ontology annotation, biological process: homophilic cell-cell adhesion.